This is a messenger RNA of Drosophila kikkawai, 4960 nucleotides long. RefSeq names its product golgin subfamily A member Golgin-245 (gene Golgin245). Gene Ontology annotation, cellular component: Golgi apparatus. Gene Ontology annotation, biological process: Golgi vesicle transport. The record is from RefSeq and is a predicted model, not a curated record. Gene Ontology annotation, molecular function: small GTPase binding. Lineage: Eukaryota; Metazoa; Arthropoda; Insecta; Diptera; Drosophilidae.
UUGCCCUGCAGACACGUAUUUUCAAUGUUUUUUAAUUAAAAAUUAAAUUGUUGUUAAACCAGGCACCGCAGGCCAAUUAAAAUUAGCACAGACAGUGCCUCGUCAUGUUCGCCAACCUGAAGAACAAGCUGAUCGAGGAGGUGAAGGCGUCGCCGUCCAAAUUCCAGCAAUUUGCGAAUGCUGCACAGGCCGCCGUGAGCUCAUCGUCGAGCACAACGCCAACUUCGGAGACGAACACCAGCAGCAACAAUGAGAACUUUUUCAGCAUCACGGAGGAAGACACGCCUCAGAACUCGCCUUAUCGCAUACAGAAACUGCCGGCCACCAGUGCAUCUUCACUGCGGGGACGCUCCUCCACGCAGUCCCUCAACGGAGUGGGCUUGAGCGGUGGAGCCACGCCCAGGACACGCAAGCUCUCCAACUCGUCCAUGGCCAGCGAUGUGUCCUUCCGCCUGCCCUCGUACGAUGCACCAGCUGUGUAUCACCUCCAAUCUGAUCUGGACGAGACCAGCAGCGAGUUUGACGACUCGGCUUCUACGGCCCGCCUGGAUGUGAUCACCAAGGACCAGCUUUAUGAUGCCUACAAGAAAUCCCUGGACCGCUACCACAAAUACCGCUGUCGCUACACGGAUUUGGCGAAGAAGUACAAGGAUUUAGAGCGCGACAGCUCCAAAGCCAGGUCAGUGCUGGUGGAAACCCAGGACAAGGCUUUGCGACGCAUCAGCGAGCUAAGGGAACAGUGCACCCUGGAGCAGCAGGCCAAGGCCCAUUUGGAGGAGGCCCUACGUAUCGAAAUGGAUGACAUGAGCUGCAAAAUGCAGGCUUACCAGACCAAGCUCAAGCUGCUGGGCGAAAAUCCGGACAACAUAGCGGCAGCUCUAGAGCGCAGCGGUCAGUCGCAGGAUUCGGAGAAGCUAAUUGACCUUGAUGAGUCGGCGGGGAAGUCCCCCCCACCACCAGCUAAUACGAACGGUGCUCCCACUGAGGAUGUGUCCCGCCUGCAGGAAUUACUUAAAGACCGGGAAACUCAACUCCAGGAGGUGAAGGAGAAGUACGAAGCCUUGCGCAAGCAGGAGGAAGAAAAUGUCCUGCUCCUGGCUCAGACCAAGCAGGCCAUACACACGGAGCUGGAGCACAAGGACACCGAGGUAAGCCAGUUGCAAGAGAAGCUGAAACAGCUGGAGUUGCAGCGGGAAACGCACACCAACGAAGCCAAGGAGCAGUUGAAGAAGCUGCAGGCCACCAAACAGGAAGUGGAGGCCAAGCUCAUAGCCACCGAGCAUUUGCUGAGCACUCUCAAGGGUAACUUUGCAGCCAAAGAGCAACAGGUGGUUACCCUCGAAAAGCAACUCGAAAUAUUCAAGACAGAAAGCGAGCAGAAGCUGAAAGCUCUCGAAAAGGAGAACCAGGAAAGCGACUCAAGUGAGCAACUGAAGCAGCUCCAGUCAGCCAAGGAAAAGGCUGAAGCGAGUCUCGAAUCUCUUCGGAGCCAACAGGCAGACCAGGAGGCACAACUGAAGGCUCUGACAGAAGAGCUGGCUACUCUGAGGAAAGAAAACGAACAAAACUUGGCUAAACUUCAACAAACUAGCAAAGAAAGUGAGUCUCAAUCGAAACAGAACCAGGAAAACCAAAGGAUACUUCAAGCCGCCAAGGAGGAAACUGAAGCCAAGUUAUUAGAAACCGAAGAGCAGCUUAACUCUCUCCGAAAAGAGCACAAAACUCAAACAGAAGAGCUCACCAAACUGCAAGAGAAGCUUUCGGAAAACGAAAAGAAUUUGGAGAAAUUGCAACAAAACAACCAGGAAAGCGAGUCACAAACCAGCGAAGCCCAGGAGCAGCUAAGGAAACUUCAGGCAGGCAAGGAGGAAGCUGAACAUAGCCUCAAAGCCUUGCAAGCAGCUCUCUCAAGCAAAGAAGAACAAGCUGCUUCCUUGGAACAGCAACUGAGUUCCCUCCAAACCGACAGCCAACAGAGCCUGCAGGAUUUGCGCUUGCACAACGAUCAGUUACUGGAAAUUGUCCAGAGGCAUCAGCAAAACGACUGGGAAAGCCAACUGCAGGUGGCCAAAGAAGAGCUAAAGCAGCGAGAACAGCGCAGUCUCGAACUCGAAAAGAAUCUGGAGAUGGAGCGAGAAUCCUUGGCUGCCUUGAGCUCCGAGAAGAUAGCUUUGGAGGAGCAGCAUCGACUUAAGCUGGAGCAGCUAAAUCGUGAGUUACAAAUCCUGCAGGAUCAGCAUGCCCAUACGGAGAGCGAAACGGUGGCUGCCCUAAAGACUCAGCUGGAGGCACUCAGCCAGGACUUGGCCACCAGUCAGGCGAGUCUUCUGUCCAAGGAAAAGGAACUCAAGGCCAGCGGCAACAAAUUGAACAAGAUGAAGAAGCAGCAUGAGCAGCAUCAGUCCAGGUCCAGCGAACAAGCCGCUCGCUUAGAGCUGCUUCAAAAGGACUUGACGGAUCGCCAGAAUCACUCCCGGCAGGUGGAAAGCGAGAAGGAGGAGCUGCAGGCUCGUGUCACCGGCAUAUUGGAGGAGAUUGCCACCAUGCAGAGGCAAAUGCAGCAGGUCCAGGAUUCUCACAGCGAGCUAGAGCGGGAGAAGCGCAAGCUGGAGUCCCGCAUCGAGUCACUGCAGCAGGAACAGGUGGACAGCACGGCCCAGGAUGAACGAACCUCCGCCAAACUCGAAGAGAUCCAAAGCGAUAACACCAAGCUGGCUGAGAGGAAUUGCCUCCUAGAAGAGCAGGCCAAUUACUUGGAGUCCCAGCUGCAGGACAAGCAGGAUGAGAUGGGCAAGAUUCAGGUGAAGAUGCAACAGGUGCUAGAUGAGCACUCCAAGCUACAGAAUGCCCAGGAGCUGAUGGAUCACGACCACCGCACGCUCCAAGACAAGUGUGAUGCCUACGAGAAGGACAAGCUGCUGACCAAGGACCAACUCGAGGAGCUGCAGCGGAUUAAGGCCAACCUUGAGAGGGAUCUCGAGGAGCAGCAGCAGACCAAGGCCAACCUGGAGAGAGAUCUUGAGGGGCAGCAAGAGGAAUUAAUGAAACUGAGAGAUUGCGAAAGGGAACAGGAGCAACAGCUGCGAGACCAGGAGGAACGUUGCUCCGAGCUAGAAACUAGCAGGUCUAGGAUGCAGGACGAAAUCAGCAAUCUGCAGGAGCUAUUGGCCAACACGCAGCUGCAGGCAGAGCAGGGCGACCAGGAGAAGAUCCAGGCUGCCAGUGCCUCCUACACGACGCAAAUCGAAAACUUGGAAGCUCGCUGGAGUGCGGCCAAUGCGGAUGUAGAGCGUUUGCACGAAGCCAACGAUGCCCUGCAACUGGAAAUGGAGCAGCUGAAGACCAGGCACAGCCAGGACAAAGAGGAUGUCAAAGAGUCCAUAGCGCAGAAGAACCGACAGGUGGUGGAGCUACAAGAGAAGCUGGCCCUCAGGGAUCGUGAGCUGACGGAAAAGGUAGAUAAUACCCAAAAGCUGGCCAAGUUCGAGGAGCUGCAGGUGGAGAACGAGUGUCUGAACAAGCACACCAAGCACUUGGAGCAGGAGCUGGCCGAGGCUGCAGAGGUCAAGGAGAAGCUCAAGUCCCUGCAAUGCGAGCUCUAUGUCCUGCAAGAGAAGGCCGAGCAGCAUGCCGUCCAAGUGUCCGAAAAGGAGACCCAGAGUGCAGCCGCCAAGGCAGAGGCAGUUGAGCUCAAGCGAGCCAUUGAAGAGCAGGCCGUGGAGUUGACCCGCCAAAAGGAGCACGCCAGCUUUGUGACCGAGCAGAGCGAUGCGGUCCAAAAGGAUCUUCUGCAGGCCCAGCACCAGCUUCAGGAGAAACAGACCGAACUGGCCCAGAGCCAUGAAGAACUGGCCAGCCUAAAAGCCACCAUUGAAGGUCUGAGCUUAGAGGUGACCACACUUAAGGAGCAGGCAGCAGCCACCUUGGACUCCGAUGGCCUGCGCAGCCUCAACGAGCGUCUGCAGCGGGAAUUGGAGGAUCUCAGGCACAAGAGCAACGGUGCGGAGUCCAAUAUGCAGCAGGAGAUCGAAGAGCUGCAGGCCAACAACCAGCAGAUGGCUGAGCGCAUCAACGAGCUGGAAACCCUGCGAGCUGGCAUUCAGGCCCAGCAACUCCUCGCCAGCAUGGCGCCCAAAACCCAGCAGCAGGAGGAUCCCGCCAAGGCUGAACUGGAGGCCAAGCUCAAGGAGAUCAUGAGCGAGGUGCAGGAUGUCACGAAUCGUAAUCUGUUUCUAGAGCAAAAAUGUGAAAACUUCCUGAUCCUCGAGCAGUCCAACGAGCGGCUCAAGCUGCAGAAUGCGAAGCUGUCGCGGCAACUGGAUGAAACACUGGUAUCCAUGCAGCACAGCGAGAGCGUUCCGGCCAACACGGAGUUCGAGUACUUGCGCAACAUCAUGUUCCAGUACCUCACCGGCAACACUAAUAACGAGACCCUGGUCAAGGUGAUAUCGGCGGUGCUCAAGUUCUCGCCACAGCAGGCCCAAGUUGCCCUGGAAAAGGAGCAUCAGCGCCGAUCGCUGCUAAACAAACUAAUCUAGCAUGAACUGAUGGCUCUCUACGACGGCGAUUGGAACUGGGAGCCCUGCCCCCGCGCAUGAAGUCGGAAUGAAUUGGCCCGAGAUAUCACAACAAGUACCUUAUACCUCCCGCAUGGAUGAGAUUCCGGCUGACCCUAUAGACUCGGAGUUGUAAGAGCAGUGUGAACCCCCAGCUAGAUCAAUGUUAUAUUUGUACAGUCCCAUAGCUUACUAUAUUUCUCUGUCCAAAUUUGUACAUUUUGUUUUCCCAUGUUUCCGCUUCCUCCAAAAUCCAUCUAAUCCCUCUGCCCGCUUAACCCCAAGUGCAAUCGAUUUGUGUGUAUUUUAGUUUUAAGUUGAAAUUUGUAAAAACCCGCGCAGUUGGCAUUUAGUUUAAUUCAAAUUCUAUAUAAUUACAUUCAUAAAUAAAUAGUUACAAAUUA